Molecule: messenger RNA, 17221 nt
Organism: Ahaetulla prasina
Lineage: Eukaryota; Metazoa; Chordata; Lepidosauria; Squamata; Colubridae
Gene: THNSL1
Product: threonine synthase like 1
Exons: 5
Coding region: 228-2528 (766 amino acids)
Cellular component (GO): cytoplasm
Source: RefSeq, a predicted model, not a curated record
GGAGCACAGAGCUCGAUGGAACGCUGCGCAAGCGCGAUAAGAGAGUUAGCGGGAAGAACACCUACGAUGAUAGAUAGGAAGGAGUUCGGUGGAUCUUCGGACGAGGUCGGAGUGGAAUUGUGCGCAUGCGUAAUAUGAGUUUUGCAGUGCGAGAAACAAUCCUACCCAGUGCAGUGGGAAAUUCCAAUGAUGAAGUGUGAAGCAGUCAACAGGUAACUGAUUCCUGCAUGAAAGCAAUUCACAGAUACCAGUUGGGGUAUGUGUGUAAGAUUGCCAUCUAUCAACGAAGAAGAAUACUAGAAAACGCAGUGAACUUGAAAAAGAUGCUACGCCUAAGCUGGCACAGUCAUCCAAAGUUACUAUGUCACUGCAUGGUUUCUGAUCUGUAUUUGAAGUUGUUUCUCUCAAGAAGCUUCACCAUGACCUGGAAGGCAUGGACCUUCAUGCAGUCUCUUGUUGGAAAUAAGAACAUUGUCUUGAUGGGGCCUCCAGGUGCUGGAAAAACAACAGUAGGAAAAAUACUAGGUCAGAAGCUAGACUCUUGUUUCAUAGAUGUGGACGAUGAUGUUCUUGAACCAACCUGGAAUAUGACUGUGGCAGAAAAGUUAAAGAGCAUUGGGAAUGAACGGUUUAUAGAAGAAGAGGGAAAAGCCCUGUUAAACUUUUCAGCAUCUGGAAGUGUAGUGUCCCUUUCCGGAUCUAACCCAAUGAAUGCUGCUAGCAUGGAGCACAUGAAGAAAAAUGGAAUAGUGGUAUAUCUGGAUGUACCCACGGAAAGCAUAAUGGAUCGUUUGAAAUUAAUGAAGGUGGAUCGUAUUGUGGGACAGGGUCAAGAAACAUCAUUAGGAGACAUUAUUAAGUUCAGGAAACAAUUUUAUAAAAAGUGGUACGAUGUCCGUGUUCUCUGCGAAAAUGGGAUUAAAGCAGAGAGUGUAGCAGACAAAGUGCUUCUCGCUGUUAAGAGGCAUCAAAAUUCUGAGCUGGAACACUUCAUUUCCACCCGUGCCAUUAAGGAAGACAAACCAAGUUUUGUAAAAUAUUUCAGUGAUGUUCUUAUUGAAGGUCUGGCCUCAGAUGGUGGGCUCUUUGUUCCUGAGUUGGGACUUCCAAAAUUCACUGGUGGAGAAUGGCAACAUUUAUUAGGAGCCACUUACACAGAAAGAGCUCAGAUUAUACUAGAAAGGUGUGUACAUCCUGAAGAUAUUCCUGCUUCCAAAUUGUGGGAAAUGAUUCAGAUGGCAUAUGGACAAAAUUUUAUGUGUUCUAAAAUUGCCCCAGUUAGACAUCUGCAAGGGAACCAGUUUCUUUUGGAGCUGUUUCAUGGACCAACGGCUUCAUUUAAAGAUUUGGCUUUACAGUUACUGCCCCAUCUGUUUGCAUACUGCAUUCCCCAAAGCUGCAAUUACUUGAUCUUGGUAGCAACUUCUGGUGACACAGGAAGUGCAGUUCUAAAUGGUUUUGGUCAACUUAAAGAGUCUGAUAAACAAAGAAUUGCUGUGAUCACAUUCUUUCCUCAUGAUGGAGUUAGCCAGAUACAGAAAUUCCACAUGAUCAGCUGCCAAGAAAUCAACACAAAAGCUAUAGGGGUCCAGGCUGAUUUUGAUUUUUGCCAGACUGCCAUCAAACAAAUGUUUACCAAUUCAGAUUUUACUGGCUUUCUCACAAUGGAAUAUGGAACAGCAUUAAGUGCUGCAAAUUCUAUCAACUGGGCACGCUUGCUUCCCCAGGUGGUUUAUCAUGCAUCAGCUUAUCUGAACCUUAUCGAACAAGGUGUUAUUUCGUUUGGGAGCCCCAUAGAUGUUUGCAUUCCCACAGGUAACUUUGGCAACAUACUAGCGGCGAUAUAUGCAAAAAACAUGGGGAUCCCUAUUCGGAAAUGUAUCUGUGCUUCCAAUCAAAACAAUGCUUUGACUUCAUUUUUAAAAACCGGCUUGUAUGAUUUACAAGGAAGGCAAUUAAUGCCAAGCUUGUCACCAGCAAUAGACAUUUUGAAGUCUUCCAACCUUGAACGUUAUUUACACCUGAUUGCUAAUGGUGAUGGACAGCUAGUGACACAGUUACUUCUCAGUCUGGAAAACCAGCAGUGCUUUCAGUUGCCGGAAAAACUGCAAAAGCUUCAACAGGACUUAGUGGCUGAUUGGUGCUCUGAGGAAGACUGCCUGGGUGCCAUACACUCUGUGUUCAACACCACAGGGUACAUUCUGGAUCCACACACAGCUGUUGCCAAAGUGGUUGCAGAUCGACUUCAAGACAAAACUUGCCCCGUUAUCAUUUCUUCUACUGCUCAUUAUUCUAAGUUUGCACCUGCUAUUCUACAGGCACUGAGGAUUGGGGAAAUAAAACAGACUCCAUUAAGCCAGCUACAGUUGUUAAACUCAUAUAACCCUUUGCCUCCGGUCCAUGGGGGCUUAUUAGAGAUGCUGAGAAAGAAUGAAAAACCGAAGUAUGAGAUUUGUGCUGCUAACGUCAAUGUCCUCAUGGAACACGUGGAAGGCUUAAUACAAAAUCACUUCAUGAAGGUUUUCUAACUGCAAGAUGCUUGGUGGUGCUGACCAGGUGUCCUGUUUUUGAUUUUUUCAUGGCCCUGUAUGUUUUAAUAAAUGCUUAGUAGACACAAUAACUUUAAUGAAUAUUUACAGCGACAAUUGCCAGAUACAAUAGAAACAAAACAAGUAUAACUGAAAAAAAGAGAAGAUGUCAUAUUCCCGAAGGAGAAAUUGUUUGGAAGAAAAAGAAAUCCGAAUGGAAAAUAUUGUUCAGGGCCUGAUGAGAGGAUUACUACAUUUGAGAAUUAUGAAGGGUGUGUGUGUGAGACUAAUAAUAGAGGGUGAUACUGCUGUGGCCUAGAGGUGGAGCUCUUGCCUCACCAUCAGGAGGUUGUGAGUUUGAUCCUAGGUAGAGGCAGAUGUAGGGUCUCCUGCUUGGGCAGGGGGUUGGACUAGAUGACCUGCAAGGUCCCUUCCAACUCUAGUUAAAUCUGUAAAUCUAUACAGUCGUAACGGCUUGCUCCUGGUUACCAUUUCAUCUUUCAGAAGUAGAGGUCUAAGCAUGGAUUGUACCGCUACAUCUGUGACAUAGUGUUUCUGAAUCUUAACAAGUUUAAGAUGAAUGGACUUCAAUCCCCAGCAUUCCUAGCCAGCAUGCUGACUGGGAAAUUCUGGGAAUUAAAGUCCAUGCAAAUGAAAGUUGAUGAGGUUGAGAAAUACUGCUGGGUUCAUGGAUUGCAUUUAGCCAUACUUUGUUUUAACUCUAGCUUAUGAAAAAGUCAUAAUGGUGUAGUUUACACAAAAAAGUACAUCUUUCAAGUAACAAUGGUUGAAUUCACGUAUCCCGCUAAUGUAAAAGCAGGCUUAAUUUUGCUUUUGAGUAUAGUAGAGCUUGAUAUUUGCUCAAUUUUCUGAGCCUGCAGAGGCCACAUAAGAAUGUGGUGUGUUCUUGCAUGGCCUCUGGACCCUCAAAAUUAUGCAAAGGGUUGUGCUCUUGCAUGGUUUCUGGAGCUUUUGAAAUCAUGUGAAAAAAUAGUCCAUUCUUGCAUGAUUUUCAGAGGAUCCAGAGAUUGCGUGACUUCCAAGGAGAACGUGCACAAGCAGACCACAUUCUCAUGCGGCCUCUGCAGACUCUAAUAAUCGCAGGCAGUUUUUGUAUGAUUUUCAGAACUCCUGAGGAUCUGGUGGUUUCUCCUGUAGCCUCCGCACUCCCUAGAAGUCGCAGGGCCUCUGGACCCUCUAAAUAUGCAUGUAGAUGAGACUUGCUUUCCUGCUCUUUUCAGAGAUGUGGUGCCACACAAGAGAAUUAUCCAAAGUUUCCAGAGCGAAGGCCUUAUGCGUCUGAAAGCUUUCUCUGAUAAGCAUUUUUUUCUGAGGGAUGGGGCAGAAUAUGCAUCUUACAGAGUAUUGUACUAUUUCAAACCAUACUGAAUAUUUGGGAAGUAAUUUAAAAAAAAAUCUUUAGAAAUGUGGGCCAGGGCACUUGUUCCCUUUGCUUCCUUUUUCUAAUCUCUUAAUAAUCCACUAUCCUUCUGAAUACAAAUGUGAGAUCCACUAUAGCUAAAUGACUGGCACUAUUCUAAAUGUUUUUAAUAAUGGAACUGUUUCUUCAUUUUUGUUUUAUAUGUGUCUGAGUUUUACUCAUAUUCCAUUUUUGUACAGUAAUUAUUUGAUGUAAUAAUUAUAACAUCUAAUGUGUAAUAAUAACAGCAUAUAGUUAGACUAUAUCUUUUUUUAAAAUAAUUGAAUAUGUAAAGAAUUAUUCCACUUUUGUUCUGAGGUGGGUGGGUGGGCAGGUGUGACUCCAGCAGAAUCAAGUUAGGCAUUUUCUGAAUUUUUGACAUUCCGAGACCAAAAAAGCUCACUGUCUUAAUUGGAUUAGCUGCAUUAAUUUUUUGGCUUCUGUAACUAAAUCUAAUGGAUGAAUUCAGACUCUGUGCUGCUUAACGGAGGGAGCGGGGGCAUGGGACUCAGCAGGACUAUAUUAACAGUGCAAAACAGAGAGAGAGUGCAAAAUACUUUGCUGUGCAAAUUGUGAUUAUGGGGUGGGGCAUCAUGGAAGCUGCAUCUCUCACUCACAGCACACAAGGAGUUCACUGUUUACAUCCUCACCACAAAAAUAUCAGUUUGGGGAUAUGUGAUUGCUUUGGGUUUUUUUCUCUCGGAGAUAAUGAGGAGUGAAGAGUGGGAGGCAUACUGCUUUGGUCUCUGAAAUGGCUCAAAGGUUUGAUGGAGUGAUGUGCAGCUUUUUAAGGGAAUUAACAGUGUUUCCUCCCCCCACCCCCACCCCAGCAAGAUUCCCACAGCGUGAAUCAGUGAGAAGUGUGAUCCCAACUGCCACUCUUCAAACAUAACCUCAUAAAUCUGCAAAUUACAUAAAGAUAUUAGGAACAUAGGAUCUUAGCUCAACAUUGUGUUAGCAGGCAGCAAUUCUUCCUUGGUGACAAGGAACGAUUUUCAUAUCCUAUGUGAACUGACCUUUAGUCAGUAUAGAUAGUCCUCUCUCAGUGACCACAACUAAGACCGGAAACUGUCGCUAAGCGAUGCAAUUGCUAAGUCACACCACACAUGCCUCCGACCAAUUUAUGGUAUCAUUUUCUAUUUGGUCAUUAAGCGAGUCACCAUGGAUGGUUAAGUGGGACAUCAUAUAACUUCCAAUUUUACUGCUGGCUUCUCCAUUGACUGAUGGAAGCUGAUUGGUGAUCUUGUGAACUUGUGACAGUGGGGAUCAUCAUCACUGCGAAAUGGUGAUAAUAUGAUUGUGGGGAUGCGGCAAUGAUCAUAAACGUGAGGACAGAUGGUAAAUUUACUUACUUUUUCCACUCUAUCAUAACUUUGAACACACUAUCAUAACUUUGACCAUUCACUAAAAAGAGCAGACCUUGAGAAAGUUUACCUGCAGCAUUAGGUGUAUUUACAAAGCAAGUAGUUUUGUAAAAGGUUGCCAACUACCACAAUCCUCUAAGUCAGGGGUGUCAAACUCAAGGCCCGCGGGCCAGUUCCAGUCUUAGAUCUGGCCCGUGGGGCCGCCCUGGUAAUAGCGAAGAACUGACCUGCAGUGCCUCUACCAACAAAAAUGGAGCUCGGGAGGGCCAAUGAGCUCCGUUUUUGCUGGCAGAGGGUUGCAAGAAGUUGUUGCAGCUGAAAAUGGAGCUUGGGAGGCCUGUUUUCGCUGGCAGAGUACUCAGGCCACCACAGGCGCCCUAUCUCGAAAGUGACGUCGAGGUGGCCUCAGCCACCCUAGCUACGGCCAUCCCUGCCCCCUGAGGCCAAACACAACCCUGCUAUGGCCCUCAAUGAAAGUGAAUUUGACACCCCUGCUCUAAGUUAUGUGCGGUUCAACUUUACUGGGUACAUCUUCUCAUACCAUUGCACUACCAGAAUUGCAUCUAGGUAAUUAAGUAAACUUUUAUUUAAUUAGCAUAAUAAAAUCAAUUAUAUUUAACCAAAUGUGGCAGGCAACAAGUUCUCAAUAACAAACACUAGGGUAUUUUUAUUUCUUUAAAAUCAUGUAUUAAAUGUUGGGGUAAUACAAAUAACAGAAUUCCAUGUCAUCAAUAUAUAUAACAAAAGGUACUAUGUUAUGAGUUCUUGGAAGGAAACAUCUACUCUAUAGCUAAGUAACAUAGUUAUUAGGGGGAAAAUUGUCAUUUCCUAUGUGUUGAGGAAAAGAGCUUAUAACAGGAUUUUGCUAUAUUUAGCUCUUAAUCACAGUGUGACACGCCUAACAAUUUGCUAAAUUUAACGUUAGAGUAUGGAUUCAAGAACUUCCUCUAUUAUUUCUUUUUCGGAGAAAUAUUGGCUGGUUGUGGAGAAAAUAGGAGGAGGAAAUAUAGGAGGAGGUUUACCACCUUGAGUUACUUAUACAAAGUAAUAAAGAGUCUCAACAUCCUUUUUACAUCGUGGCGACCAAAACUGGAUGCAAUAUUCCAAGUGUGGCCUUACCAAGGCAUUAUAAAGUGGCACUAACACUUCACGUGAUCUUGAUUCUAUCCCUCUGUUUAUGCAGCCCAGAACUGUGUUGGCUUUUUUAACAGCUGCUGCACACUGCUGGCUCAUAUCUAAAUGGUUAUCCACUAGGACUCCAAGAUCCCUCUCACAGGUACUACUAUUGAGCAAGGUACCACAUAUACGGUACUGGUGCAUUUUGUUUUUUUGGCCUAAAUGUAGAACCUUACUUUUGUUUUAUUUUGUUUUUGAAUGGAGCAAAAUCACACAGUUUGUCUAUAAUCACAUUUUGAUUGAAUUACCCAGAAUAGCACUUAGUGCAAAACAAGCUACAGACUUCAUUUCUUUGGAGCUUUUUCUUUUAAAUAUUUAAUUCAAGCAUUUGACCUUUAAAAAUACAACCAGCUCCAAAAUUCUGGAAUUUCAUUAUAAUCACUAUGAUUGGUUUCAUGUUUCAGAACUGUAGGUGGAGAUUCAGUAUUUAAGAGCUUUGCAGACAUGUGCUGCAAGAAAGUUGUUUAAAGAACGUUCUCAACUUUGAAGAGCGAAUUGUGUGAGCUUUAUGUUAAAUUGUGGUUAACAAUCCAAAUUGUUAAGAAUCAUGGGAACCUCAUGCAGUCUGUGAAAUUAAGUUUGUAGUCCUGUGCAUCCUAGAUUGCAGUCUCAGUGCCUAUAAAAUAUAGGCAAGCUCGGUCCUGUUAGACUUGGGAUUAAUAAAGCCACACUGUUAGGUAUUUCCUCAUGAGGACUGCCAGUUUAGAAGUUCUGGAUCUGUGAUCCCAUGAAACCAAUCUCAUUUGAUAGACUGAAAUAUUUCAAACUUAAUUGAAGCUGUAGUCAAUGUCUUUCAUAUAUGUCCCAAAUGUGCUUUUUCAAGAGGCAACUGGACUUUCUGGUUUUUCUUUAGGAUGUUUCGCUGUUCAGCCAAGAAGCUUCUUCAGCCUGGAGCUGAAAGUCCAGCUGCCUCUUGAAAAAGCACCUUUGGGACAACCAUGACCUGGAAGACUGAGAAUCUCCAUAGACAUCUUUCAUAUGUGGGUGUUUUAUGGGGGAAAACACUACAGCUUUGUAAAGUUCAUAAGAGGUCUAUUCUCCCUUUGUAGGAACUAUUGCCCUCCAGUUCUUGAGCUUUGGGAUUUUAAUAGGGAGAGGUAAUUGACACUGUUUUAGCUCUUUCAUAGGAAUCACUGUCAACUAUCAAGGCAAUAAAAAUGUUUUUGUUGGACAAUGACUUGUCCAUACCCAAACUUCCACUGUGCCCUCAUGGUGACAGAAGCUAUUGCAUAGUUGCCAGUAUCAGAAUAAAUCAACUCUGUUUGCUUAUGUUAUGGAGCAGUCCGAGAGAAAAGUAGAUCAUCUAAUCAUUUACCUUUGACAUAACAUCUUAGGCUGUCUUGAUUUCCUUCCACAAUACAUAAGACCUAUUAAGUUAAUUUGGGGAUUUGCGACACAACCUGAGUCAACAGAUCAUUGCAUACUCAUGUCCUGGUAACUUGUUGACAGAGCUACAUUGUUAUAUUAAUAACUAAAUCAGAGAAAGAUAUGCUAGUAAAGGGGAAUAUUACUCAUAUUUGCAUUGAGCAUUCAGGCCAAUAUUAAGGAUUUGGAAUAAAGAGACACCAUGAUGAAAGAGAUUUUUAAAUAUGAAGUAAAAACCCAUCUGUUUUCUGAACAUAUAAAACACAUUCAGCCAGAUUUUGCUAAUAUAGUGAGACUGAUUAUAGUUACAACUCACAAGUGCAUUUACGAUUUCCAUCCUAAGACUAAUUUGAACUGCAGCCUUGUGGUUCAAAAACCUGAAAUAAUUUUUGGCUUUCCUAGGUAUCUCAUCUUGCCUCACAGAGAUUUUUGGAGAAUUCAGAAGCUUUGCAAUUUCUUAGAUAUCAAUUUAGGUUGAUCCCAAUAAAAUAUUAACAACUGUGAGGAUUCCCCCCCCCCCACAUAUGUAUCUGACACAAUUGCUUUUUGUGACUUUCAAGUAGAACUCACCUGAGGCUUUUGCCUGCUUACAAAGCAUGUACUUAGUCCUGACUGACAAUUUUUUCCUUUGCUGCAUAUAUACAGGAAUAAAAACCAUUUGCUUUAGAAGAGAAAGAUUGACAUUUAAGCACAGACAACCAUCUCUUGUUUGCUAAUUUCCUGGAUCAAACACAAAGAAACCACGGGUAACCUGUUAUCUGAGAAUGUCUUCAGUGAACUCUUUUUGAAGUCUUCUAGGCAUGGUUUCUCAUUGUCUGGUCAUCUUUAUAUUUGACUCCAGAAAAAAAAAGUGGGGGGGGGGGAAUUUCACACACAGAGAAACAUUUCACGUUGUCUUCUUUGAAAGGGCCUUUACAUGUCUCUAUGGCUUUCUUCGUUGCGGUAUCUAAUUGUUCCUUUCUGUACUAGGGUACCUUCUGUAAAAUGAAGGAUUGCCUGCUGCUGGAGGUCUUGGCAAUGACAGGACAAAAAGUAAUUCUCUUCCCAGUUGAAUCUAAUUCUUCCUGCUCAGCUCUUGAUAUUGAUGGUCAGCUCUUUACAGUAGGGGUAUUUGCUUUAUCUCUAGCAUUUGAAAACAACCAUUGGUACUAUAGGGUGAAGUGUCUAAUCCUUUAUUUUUGCAGAACUUGCAGCAGUUGUCUGUUUAAAAUCCUCAUUGCUUCACUUGAAAUCUCUGAAUGAUAAUGAUUGGGUGGAGAUGGGACUACUAGAAUCAUAUCAUCUUUUUGUCACAUGGUUUCCCUGUUUAGCCACAGCGGGAACCAGGUUAAAAAAAUGUAUGGGUGAGCGUAUGUAUGGGUGUUGUAGUGGAAGAAUAAAAAUAAUGCAAAUAAGAGUGUUAGUUUUAUUUUUUGUGUGUAUGUGUGUAAACAAGUGUUGAUACUUACAAGUCAACAUCUUUUCAAUGGGUAAUUCUCAUUCAUGUUUUCUCAAAGCAAAUCAAAAGGUAUCACUUUCUGAAAUUAAAAUUGUGCUUAUCUAGAUGGCCUUUUCUCAAGAACUGAAGAAGCUUCUUGGAUGAGAAGCAAAACAUCUUCAAGGAAAAACAAAGUCCAGUUGCCUCUUGAAAAAGCACUUUUGAAAAACUUGAUGAUAAUUUUUAUUGCCUAGAAACAAGAAUAUUAAUUCAAUCAAACCUUGAUGAAAUUUUCCUGGCAAGAUAAAUGUUACAUAUAGCAUAUGUUCAUUCUGUGCCAUCCUCACUAAACAGGUUACUUCAUACACUGUGAGUGGAAAGCUCUACCAAGAUGUGAAUUUCAAACCCUUCUCUAAUCUAAUAUUUAAUAUAGCAACAAGGAAAUUAAAUGAUGCUUAGAAUGCUACUUUAUGAUCCUUUUGAUGAAUCUGAAAUGCUUCCUUCAAUGAGCCUUUUUAAUUAACAUUUACUUCUUUCACAUUGAAUUGUUUCAAGUUCUUACUGCUCCCAAAGCAGUGUUAUAUUUUUCAGUGCAGAAAGUUCUAAAGGAAAGCUAUACAGGUAAGUUCUCGACUUACAACCUAUUAUCGACAGUUUGAAAUUAUAACAGUCCUCCCAAAAAGGAAAUUGCAACCAAUGUCUAUACACACAUACGGGUGGUGACGUGACCUCUUUUGGGGAAUAGGUUUACGUUUACUUAAUGACUAUGGCAUUCAUUUUAAGACCAUUGUGUUCACUUUUCGAACAUAGCAUCCACUUCAUGAUCACAGCAUUCAUUUUACGACCGUCAUGUUUGCUUAUCAACCACUGCAGAAAAGAUCAUAAAAACAGUCGCAGUCACAUUAUAUAAUCCAUUUUAUGACUGACGCGGUUUACGACCAAUAUUGUGGGCUUAAUUACAGUCCUAAAUUGAAGAUUACCUGUAUAAAGGAAAUCAAUGAAAGACUGAAACAGCAGCUCAAAACGAUAGGAAAUAAGUGUAAUGCUCAUAGAUAUUUUAUAUCUUACCAGGCUUUCAGCAUCUACAAUGGCAACUAUCAAGCAGAGGUUCUGCAUGAAGCAGAAGAUGUGUCUACCUUCCAUAUACCGAAGAAAGACAGUUGAGUCAAUCUUCAUCAUGGCAACAGACUUGUUUAGGUGACUGAGAACUGAAUAUCUGGGAGAUUUAAGAGAAAGAGCUUGGUUGCUGCUAUUAUCCUAUCUAUAACUUCUAUAUCUAGUUUGGGAAAGAAACCAAACAGAACAGGUACAGACUCAGAGGGAUAGUUAAGACUGCCGACAGGACAACUGCAACCAGCCUGUCUUCCAUAGAAAACCUAUAUAUUGUGUAGGUCAGAAGGAGAACUGAGAAGAUACAAGCAGACCCACUCACAUCUUGGAUACAAACUGUUUCAACUCCUUCCCUCAAGAUGGCACUGUAGGGUAUUGAAUGCCAAGACUGUAAGACAUAGGGACAGUUUCUUUCCUCGUGCCAUCACUCUGCUCAACACUGCUGAAUUCUCGCAGUUGACAAAACACGGUGACUACAAAGUUCUGUCUAAUGUGCAUGUAUAUGAACCCAUAGAGUGUGGCUGUAGUAUUAUUUAUCCUUUUAUUACCUCUUAUUUCCACCUUCUACUUGUUGCACACUUUUAGUAUUGGUUUUAGUUUCUCUGUUUGUUUUGCAAGUAUACUGAGUGCUUCUGAACUGGAGACAAAUUCCACACAGUAAAAUAUUCUAUUUGGUAUUGUGUUGUGUUGUGUUGUGCUGUGCUGCACUGUGCUGCAUUGCACUGCCUUGCCCUGGCCUACCCUAUUCUCUGCCGCAAGAACUCAUUUAUUUUACAUAAGAGUAAAACCUGCCUGUUAAUAUACCUUGGAAUGAAUUGUGAGUGGCAUAAUUUAAUUUUAAGUUAGUUCUUGUAUAUUUAAACUCAAUUGGUUCUUGCCAGUCAAGCUGUUUGCUGGUCCCAGUAUCUUAGGUGGCUUUCAACUACCCUGUUCAACUAUCCAAACCCUAACCCUACAGCCAAUUAGGGAUGAGGUUAGGAAAGAACAAGAACUGAGAAGACCUAGGCUCAAGUUCCCACUUGACCAAAGAGCUACCAAAUUUUUGCCAGUAUGCCCACCUUGGAUAAGUUUCCAUGUCAAUUUUUAUGGCAACCUGGUUUGGUGUUUCAACAAACUGUUUCAACGGUUAUGUGACAGAAUUUCGCCAAUGUUCCCCUUCCCCACCUUACAGUUUCCAUCAUAGAUUUAUAUCCAUUUGGAAAGGAAAAGCAAAGCUUUCUUGUAUCUUAUCAUAGUUAUCAUAGUCAUAGUUAUUCAUCGUGUCUUGGAAAGAAAUCCUGAAAACAUUAGCUAUAGCAGAGGUUCCCAAUCUUUUUCGGUUUGCGGCUCCCAUAACACUUCGGAUUUUUUCCGCGGCUCCCUUAAUAGGUACAUCCGAUUUUUUUUUUAAUUUUUGUCUUUUUUUCUGAAUUUUUUUCUGAAAGCUGAAAUCUUUUCUGUUAACUUUAAAAUGUGCAUAUUGCCUCCUUGUAAAGAGAGAUUCAACACAUUCAACUUUUCAAAGAUAUCACAUAGGUAUGUGAGUUUAAUCAAAAAGUCUGUUUCUACAAAGUGUUUGGCAUACUCAUGUUUUGCUGAUGGACGCGCCGUCUCCUUUGAUGGGAGCGGCCUCUGUGGAACUUUCCCAGGCGUGGGGGUCCCUGCUUCGGUCUCGGAGUUUGGCCGGAGCUCGCGCUUCUCCUUUGGUCCAUCGUCGGCGUCUGCCGUCUUCCUGCCUGCUGUGGCCUGCCCCGCGGGGUGUGUGGGUGCGGCUGCGCGGGGGUCCCUUGGCUUUUGGAGUUGUCCCGAGUUGCGGUGUGCGAGUCCCGGUCGCUGCGGCCGUGUCCGGCUCUGUGCGUCUGGGAUCUCGCGGCACCGCGUGUGGAGCGGACGCUGCUUCUUCGCGGCUCCCUUGUGGCGGUGGCGCGGCUCCCUGGGGAGCCGCGGCUCACAGUUUGGGAAUCACUGAGCUAUAGUGUUUAUGUAGUUGUCAAUUACCUAUCUCCAGAUAGCUCCAGGCUUCAUGACCAAUGUCUCUAGCUUGCACAAAGGGAGGUAUUUUUCUGCAAAGAAUCAGAGAUCAUUCAUAAAACAAGUAGUUGCAUAAAUAUUUGUAACCUCUUUGUUUUUCUUUACUUUUCAUUUUACUCAUUGUAUAUUGUAAUAAUUACUCUUACUUAAAUUUAUAAAUAUAUAAUUGCAUCAUUAGCAUGAUGAUGUCCUGACUAAACUAUCAUCAUUUUGAUGCUAUUAUGUUAUUUUAUGUUUGAAUACCUAAAUAGGGCAUAAUACUUGUUGGUAUAAGUAAUCAGGGUUGACCAUCUGUCUGCCUACUCACCAAGUUAAUUAGGUGCCAUUGUGUCAGAUCAGCAACAUUUCUCAAUGAAGUCAUUGAUGAUGCAUUGAAAGAGUAGUAAAUAACAGACACUAUCAUCAGAGUAUGAUUGGAAUCAGUUGAAAAGUCCAACUAAUACAGCAAUCCAUAACAAAGAGUGGCCAACCAGUUGCCAUUCUGAGGCUUAUAGGCAUUAUAUGAGAAAGUCUAAAUAGUCCUUUUCCACCAUUGCUCUCUCGGCAGUUAAAGACAAACUGGUUUUUUAAAAAUCUGGAUUUACUGUUUAGUUAUCAAGAGAGCUUGAUAACUAGAACAUUCAGUGUCAGAAUGGACAAAGAUGCUUGGUUGUGGGGGAGGGGAGCUGAGAUUUUAUUUCAUCACUUUGAAGCAUUCAACACCUCAAUCUAACUGAUAGGAAGAUUGUUCCAUUCCGUUCCGUUCUGUUCCAUUCCAUUCCACUCUUAUUUAGCUUUGGUAAACAAUUAGGUAUCAGCGAUUACAUCUCAUGUUUCAAAUGAUGUUGCCCCUUGUAUACCAUUCAGAAUUUUCAGUAAAUGAUAUCAAAGGUUUUGCCAGUGUGGCAAUACUUAUUCCAAUUGGCUAACUGAUACUGCGUUGAUUAAGACACUGUAAUGAAUGAUUGGAAGUUUGCCUUCAAUUGCUGGAGCUAUAUUGGGUAUUGACUAGAUUCUUGGUAUAGUUCAGAGUUGUCAAAGAAAUGAAAUGUAUGUACAGUCACUCACAACAUUCUGCAUUAACAAUAUUUAAUGGAAUUUUAUGCAACCAGAUUUUUAAAUCUCAGACAUGUCCUAUUAUGUGCAUUCCUGGGUUAAUUUAGCUGUUCUCAAGAAAAAGAAAAAGAGACAAAUUGUUAAUAUGCAAGACUGUUUUUUAAAAAAAAAUCUGGAAAGUCCAGUGAGAUGCUAGACUCCUAAGAUAAACAUAGAUUAUGAAGCAGAAGACUGAAUAUGGAAUUGACUUCAUCACCUCCUUAUUCAAAUUGGCUGAUACUGCCUUGAUUAAGACACUGUGAUUAAUGAUUGGACAUAAUGAAAAAGGAUAGGAAUAGUAAAUAGUAAAUCUAUCCAGUGUUAUGCUGCUCUAUGAUGCUAAUUUAUCUCUUUUUGGCAAAAGAUUCCCAGUUUCCCUUCCCCCUUUCUGGCAAGAUUUCUGUACUUCUAGUGGAUACAUGAAAGUAGGAAAUUAAGGAGCCAAAACUUUUGCCAACAUAAAUAUGCAAUGAUGGAGAAAGCCUUAGCUGCUAAGCUUUGGCCUAGUAGACAGGUGUUCAAAAAACAACAACAUCAAUCUUAUCAGGGAAAAAGUUGGCAGACUUUUGUUCUAGUCUGGGAUGAUGGCUUUUGUUAUUUUGUCAUGAUGAUGACAUAACAGGUCUGAUGGCAAGUUGAUUGCAUAAAAUUCCACCCUUGCUAGGUAAGGUGCAUAUCUUUUAGGGCAGUGAUGGCUAACCUUUUUGCCAUCACUUGCCAGGAGGGGGAGUCGCAAGUGUGCCCAUACCCAUAAUUCUAUGUGUCCUGCCCCCACGCAUGCGCACAUGACCCCCCCCCCAUGGCACACAAUGGCCCCAUAGGCUCUCUAGCAAUCUCUGGAGGCUGGGGACAGCAAAAAAAGUCAUUCCCUGUCCAACCGGAAGUUGGCAAAUGGGCCAUUUCGGGCCUCUGGAGGGCCUCUGGCAUGGUGUGUGUGUGUGUGUGUGUGUGUGUGUGUGUGUGUGUGUGUGUGAAGGCCAUUUUUGUCCUUCCCAGACUCAUAGAGAGGCUCUGAAGCCAGGUGUGAGAGAAAAACAGGCCUUCCCCACCACCCCCAGGCCCUCUGGAGGCAGGAAACAGCCUGUUUCCUUACUACUUGUGGGCCCAGAAGUCCCGAAAAUCAGCUUGGAUGCAUUGGAGCUGAGCUUAUGUGCCUGCUGAUAUGGCUACACGUGCCACCUGUAGCACACGUGCCAUAGGUUCGCAUUCACAGUGUUAGGGGAAGGGAAGAGAGAGAGAGAGAAAAAGUAAGUUUGAUGACUUGUCAGAUCUGAGUAAUUUUGACUUAAAGCUGGAAGAUACAUUAUAUCAGCUGCUAUCCUUGCCAGAGGUUCAGCUUUUUUCAUUCUUGAGUGUUCUUUCUCAGAACAUUAAAAAGAAAAAGAAAAAGAGUUAUCUUGGGUUAGAUGCCUCAGACUUCUGUUGUAAGAUCUGGGAUGAAGACCUGUUCCAAGCAUGAGCUGAUGUGGGCAGCUGUUGCUGGCACGUCAUCUUUAAGGAUUCCAAACAGCGUAGAAUUAUUAUUGUGGCCACAUCUUCUAUACAGUGCUGAAAUCCAAUUUUUUUUACUACCAUAUAUGUGGGUAUGGCUUGGUGGGCUUGAUAUGGCUUGGAAGGUAUGGCAGGGGGAGAAUGCUGCAAAAUCCCCAUUCCCUGCCUACUCCUGGGGGAAGGAUAUUGCAAAAUCUCCAUUCCCUCCUCACUCUGGGACCAGCCAGAGGUGGUAUUUGCCGGUUCUCUGAACUACUCAAAAUUUCUGUUACUGGUUCUCCAGAACCUGCUUGAUUUCACCCCUGGUACUAUGAUCACUUUGAGGAGGAAGAUUUUAGUGUGCAAAUAUAACGCAAGAAACUGUAGAAAUCAAUAUUCUUAAAUCCAAUCGUGCUUUUUAUAAUUUUGUAAACAACAAACUUAAAGACUCGAGAGCUAUCCCACCACUAAAAAAAUCUAACGGCAAAGAAUAUAAUGAUGAAACAGUUAAAGCAAACAUCUUUAACACUUUCUUUGGCUCAGUCUUUGUUAACAGUAAUGGCUCAUACCCGACAUUCCCCAAUCGUAUCAACAAUGAGUACAACGACCUAACACAAAUAGAUUUCAUUGAAGAUAAUGUUGAAAAAGCUCUUUGCAAACUGAAACCAUCCCUACCUAUUGGGCCUGAUGGACUAUGUGCAUACUUCUUAAAAAAGCUUUCCACUAACAUAGCAGAACCCCUAAGCAUAAUCUUUAAUAAAGCUUUCACGUCCAGUUCCCUUCCCAAACUUUGGUCACUAGCCACAGUCAUCCCUGUCUUCAAAAAAGGAGACCCCAGCCUAGUUGAAAAUUACAGACCAAUCUCUCUAUGUUGCAUCACCUGCAAAGUAAUGGAAUCUAUCAUCAACCAAUCCAUUACCUCCACCUAGAAACAAACAAUCUACUCUCUAAUAAACAAUUUGGUUUCAGAAAAAAAUUAUCAUGUAAUUUGCAACUUCUCCACUGUAAAAACAUAUGGACUACAAAUCUUGAUCAAGGCAAAGCAAUAGAUGCAAUUUACAUAGACUUCUGUAAAGCUUUUGACUCAAUAGUACAUGAUAAACUUCUCCUAAAACUAACAUCCUACGGCAUCUCAGGACAUCUCCACAAUUGGAUAACAGCUUUCCUAUCAAACAGACAACAAAUGGUCUAUCAAAUCCUGUUCCUGUCAAAAGUGGCAUUCCCCAAGGCAGAAUUCAUGGACCGAUACUCUUCAUAUUAUACAUUAAUGAUCUCUGUGACCAUAUUACAAGUAAUUGUGUUCUCUUUGCUGACAAUGUCAAACUAUUUAACACCACCAACAAUAUAGCUACCCUUCAAAAAGACCUUGACUUUGUAUCUUAAUGGUCUAAAACUUGGCAACUCCAAAUCUCAACCAGCAAGUGCUCAGUCUUACAUAUUGGAAAAAAGAACAUAAACACUAAGUACAAGCUUGAUGGACAUUACCUUGCAGAUGACCCCCACCCUGUUAAAGACCUUGGAGUUUUUAUAUCAAAUGAUCUAAGUGCCAAAGCCGACUGCAACUACAUCGCAAAAAAAGCUUUAAGAGUUGUAAACCUAAUCUUACGUAGCUUCUUCUUCAAAAACACCACACUGCUAACCAGAGCAUACAAAACAUUUGCUAGACCAAUUCUUGAAUACAGCUCGACUGUCUGGAACCCAUACCGCAUUUCUGACAUCAAUACAAUUGAACGUGUCCAGAAAUAUUUUAUAAGAAGAGUUCUCCACUCCUCUGAAUACAAUGCCACCAGACUUGAAAUCCUGGGUUUAGAAAAUUUAGAACUACGUCGCCUUUGACAUGACCUGAGUUUAACUCAUAGAGUCAUCUAUUACAAUGUUCUUCCUGUCGAAGACUACUUCCGCUUCAGUCGCAACAAUACACGAGCACACAAUAGAUUUAAGCUUAAUGUUAACCGCUCCAAUCUUAAUUGUAGAAAAUAUGACUUCAGUAACAGAAUUGUUAAUACUUGGAAUACAUUUCCUGACUCUGUGGUCUCUUCCCAAAAUCCCUAAAGCUUCAACCAAAAACUGUCUACUAUUGACCUCACCCCAUUUCUAAGAGGUCUGUAAGGGGCAUGCAUAAGAGCACAAGCGUGCCUACCGUUCCUGUCCUAUUGUUUCCUUUCAUUAUAUCCAGUUAAUAUAGUUAUUAUAUACUCAUGCUUAUAUAUAUGAUUAUGUAUUGUUUAGUUAUUUCAUGCUUAUGCUUAUAUAUACACUGUAUGACAAAAUAAAUAAAUAAAUAAUC